Messenger RNA from Exophiala mesophila, 1984 nucleotides. RefSeq lists its product as uncharacterized. Gene Ontology annotation, molecular function: sodium:proton antiporter activity. The record is from RefSeq and is a predicted model, not a curated record. The coding region runs from base 1 to 1860 and encodes 619 amino acids. The transcript is spliced from 3 exons. Lineage: Eukaryota; Fungi; Ascomycota; Eurotiomycetes; Chaetothyriales; Herpotrichiellaceae. Gene Ontology annotation, cellular component: plasma membrane. Gene Ontology annotation, biological process: proton export across plasma membrane; regulation of membrane potential; sodium ion export across plasma membrane.
AUGCCUACUCUCAAUCUGAGCGAGCUGAACAUUGUUCUUGGCGUUUUGGGUUUUUUCAUGAUUGCUUAUGGCUUCCAAUCCAUCAAGAUCAAGCAGUUGUGGUAUCUUGGGGAAGCACUCCCCGCUGUUAUCUUUGGUAUUAUUGUAGGGCCUGUGUCAACGAGGUUCCUCGACGCCACGCGAUGGGGCUUUGCCGAUCCAAACCAGCAGAGUGAAAUCACUCUUGGAAUGUGUCGGGUGGUGAUCAGCAUUCAACUUCUAAUCGCCGGUUAUCAACUUCCAGCAAAGUUCCCUCUGCAGAGAUGGAAAGAGAUGAUUCUCUUCCUCAUCCUCAUCAUGUGUGUCAUGUGGCUUUGCACUGCCGCCUGCAUGUUGGCCACGAUCCCAAAACUGUCUCUCCUCGCUGCCCUUGCCAUCGGCGCUUGUGUCACAAGUACAGACCCCGUCUUGUCCCAGUCGAUUGCCAAAGGUCCUUUUGCCGAUAAAUACGUCCGUCGUCCAUUGAGAGAGAUGAUUUCGGCCGAGGCUGGAGCGAAUGACGGCUUCGGUUUUCCUUUCCUGAUGUUGGCCACCUACCUCAUCCGACACGCAGAUCAUGCCGGACUCGAACAAGAAAUGGCUGACCACCAAGAAGCCCUGGACCUUAAAGCAGAGAGCCUGGCCAGCAAUGUUACGGAAGCAGUGGCCCACGUGGUCACCCGUGCCCUACUCGAAGCUCGGGCAGAUGAUGUUGGCCGACUUCAAGGAGGCGUUGGCAAGGCUCUGGGCUCUUGGGUCAUUGAAACCUGGCUGUACUACGUGGCAAUGGGUGCUGUCUACGGAGCUGUUUGUGGUUAUGGUUCCAUGUAUCUGACGAGAUGGGGUGUUCGAAAGAAUUGGAUUGACACAGAGGCAUUCUUACUCUGGCCAACAGCUCUCAGCUUGUUCCUCAUCGGAACAUGCGGACUCAUCGGUACCAAUGACUUGCUUGCCUGCUUCUCAGCUGGGUGUGCACUCAACUGGGAUGGCAAAUUCCUGGCUGAACUCGAAAGAAGACAUGACGAAGUGAAUUCCUCAAUCGACGUUCUCCUGAAUUUCGGUGGGUUCAUCUACAUUGGAACCAUUAUCCCCUGGUCCGACUUCAACGACCCCGACGGAACUGGCAUUACAUACCCACGCCUCAUUGGCUUGGGCUUCCUCGUCCUCUUCUGCCGCCGCAUUCCCGCCAUCUUCGCAACCUACAAACUAUAUCCCCAGAUCUGCCGCAACUGGAAAGAAGCCCUUUUCCUAGGCUACUUCGGCCCCAUCGGUAUCGGAGCAGUCUUCUAUGUCGAACACACCAAACAUCUCUUCCCACCUUCAGGCGAAGCCCUGACCGCAGAAGAAAACAUUCUCACUCGAGCCAUGGUGCCGGUCAUCUACUGGUUAGUUCUAUUCAGUGUCGUCGUCCACGGUCUAUCCAUCCCUGGCCUCAACGCAUUCCUCAAAUGGCGUGGCGUCAAACCGAUCGAGGACGAGGAAGGACCCAUCGAAGUCACUAUUCUCAGUCACAAUCAACCUCUUCCAAAGAACUCUCGUCGCAGUGGUGACUUUAGAAGACGCAACAGCAUCAUCGUCAACAAUCGUUUCAGCCGUGGUGAUCCUGAUCAAAUCCCCGUCUCUGCCAUGACAUCCUGGCCGCAGUUCAAUUACAGUCUCAACGGUCCUGACGAUACUUUGACCCGUACGACGACAAAAGACAGUCAACGCAUCAUCGACAACCGCACCAUCAGCUUCGACCACCUCGCUCCUCUGAGUCGCUCAAUAUCCAGAGACAGUCAGCGGAUUAUUGAGAAUCGAAAGAUUACGUUUGAUCAACUCCAGGAUAAGCAUAUGGUCUAGGAGAAUGUUUCAGAGAGUCGAGAGCUUUCAAGAUCUCUUUGGUUCGCCUUCUGGAUUUCACAUACGGUCCAAUCCUCAACCUAUAUAUACCAUGACAAUAGCUUUGGGCUAGCGAGUAUCAAUG